This is a messenger RNA of Cimex lectularius (bed bug), 1137 nucleotides long. Its product is annotated as flagellar hook-associated protein 2-like. Gene Ontology annotation, biological process: bacterial-type flagellum-dependent cell motility; cell adhesion. The record is from RefSeq and is a predicted model, not a curated record. The coding region runs from base 1 to 1137 and encodes 378 amino acids. The transcript has a single exon. NCBI's taxonomy places the organism in Eukaryota, Metazoa, Arthropoda, Insecta, Hemiptera, Cimicidae. Gene Ontology annotation, cellular component: bacterial-type flagellum hook; bacterial-type flagellum; bacterial-type flagellum filament cap.
AUGGCAAGCAUCAGCUUCACAGGUUACACCAGCGGAAUGGGCAAUAUUCUUUCGCAAUUAACAACCAAUGAACAGACUCGCUUAACCCCGAUAAAGGCACAACAAACGCUUUACGAAAACCGAGAUAAAGCCUUUGACACCCUUAAGAGUGCACUAGAAAAGCUGAACACUGCCGCAGAAGCAUUGACCAAAGCAAGCAGUAUCAAUAAAACCAGUGUCAGCAGCACCAAUACCGCUUUCACAGCAACAACGGAUAGCAAAGCAACUAACGGCAAUUACAGUGUAGAAGUGAAGACACUUGCUACCGCGCAAUCCUUGAUCUCGGGUGAAUUUGCCAGCAAUACAGCACAGCAGGGAUCAGCGACAGAAAACAAUACCCGGACCCUGACUAUCAGCCAGCCAGGUCAGGAUAAACCACUUGAAAUCAAACUGACCGAUGACCAGACAUCAUUAGUGGGCAUCCGUGAUGCAAUUAAUAAGGCUAAUGGCAAUGUUGGUGCGAGUAUCAUCAAAGUGGAUGACGAUACUUAUUAUUUGUCUAUCACGGCCAAAGACACUGGCACCGAUGCUAAGAUGACUAUCAGCGUCACCGGUGAUGACACGCUGAAUAGCAAAUUGAAUUAUACCUCCGAUACAGGUGCUGGCAGUGGUGCAAUGACGCAGCAGACUGCCGCGCAAAAUGCGUCAAUAAAGCUUAAUGGCAUGACGAUUGAGCGCCAAAGUAACACGAUUUCUGAUGCUAUUGAUGGCGUUACAUUAACAUUGAAAUCCCAAACAGCGACGAAUUCAUCAGAGACAUUAUCAAUCGCCAGUGAUAUUGCGCCGAUGAAGACAGCCGUUCAAAAUUACGUCGAUGCGUACAAUGCACUGCAGACUACAAUUGGUACUUUGACCAAAUACACAGAGGUAGAUCCUGGUUCUGAUGCACAAAGCACCAGUAACGGCGUAUUGCUUGGUAACAGCACUGUCCGUGGUAUCCAGACCUCACUGAAAACACAAAUCUCCUCCGCUCAGAGCGGUAUGGAUAUCAGUACGCUCAAUGAAAUGUGCGUUAAACAAAACCCCAAAACCGGCAUGCUUGAGAUUGAUAGCGAUAAGCUAACAACUGCACUGACAGAUAAUUCCAGUCAGGUGUGA